Molecule: messenger RNA, 1441 nt
Organism: Ostrinia furnacalis (Asian corn borer)
Lineage: Eukaryota; Metazoa; Arthropoda; Insecta; Lepidoptera; Crambidae
Gene: Jheh-lp4
Product: juvenile hormone epoxide hydrolase-like protein 4
Exons: 6
Coding region: 52-1377 (441 amino acids)
Biological process (GO): epoxide metabolic process
Molecular function (GO): epoxide hydrolase activity
Source: RefSeq, a predicted model, not a curated record
CUCCAAAUAUCUUCAAUCUUGGCCCUAAUCACCGCAGCGCUACUGUACAUAAUGUACAAGAACAUGACCGCAGUGCCUGAGCUACCACAGCUUGACUACAAUGAGUGGUGGGGCCCCAACGAGUCGCAGUCAGACUCCAUCAGCACUGCUGUGAUACCGUACAGGAUUGUGUUCUCUGAAGCUAUGAUAGUAGACCUUCAAUACAGAAUGGAAGAGUACCGGAAGUUCGUCAAGCCAAAAACCUUCACUGACGCUGGUUGGACGUAUGGAGUCAACUCUGAAGCUUUCGCAGCCUUCUUCGCCGAUUGGGUCUUCAGAUACAAGUUCAUUGAGAGAGAGAGGUUCUUGAACAAGUUCGACCAUUUCAAGACGAAUAUCCAAGGCCUGGAUAUACACUUCAUGCAUGUGAAGCCGAAAGUGGAGAAGAAUGUGAAGGUCUUACCUCUACUACUUCUUCAUGGAUGGCCUGGAUCAGUGCGUGAGUUCUACAACGCGUUUCCACUUCUGACGACCGUCAGACCCGGGUGUGAUUUUGUCUUCGAAGUCAUCGCUCCAAGUCUUCCAGGAUUUGGUUUCUCAGAUGCAACUACUCGCCAAGGCUUAUCAGCUACGAAGAUUGCUGUCAUCUUGAGAAAUCUGAUGAAGCGCCUUGGCCAUGACCAGUUCUACGUCCAAGGAGGUGAUUUUGGUCAUAUCAUCGGAUCUUCUAUGGCCACCUUAUUCCCCAAAGAAGUGAUUGGCUUCCACACUAACUUGCCUUAUGUCAAGUCCAGCUUGUCCGUUCUAGUUUGGAUCUUAGGUGGACUUUGGCCAUCUUUGGUAGAAAAAGAAUUUACAGAUAGACUGUACCCGGUAAAUGAUAAGGUGGAGUUCUUUUUGGAGGAGUCUGGGUAUUUUCACAUGCAUUCUACUAAGCCAGAUACUCUUGGUAUCGCUCUCCACGAGUCUCCAGCCGGACUCGCCGCGUACAUUCUAGAAAAGUUCGUCCUAGCUACAACCAAAGAGGGGAAGUACAAACAAGAUGGUGGUAUUGAGGGUGUGUUCUCAAAUGAGGAUUUGCUGGACAACAUCAUGAUGUACUGGGUGCCAGGAACGAUUACAACGUCGAUGAGGCUUUAUAAGGAAAUGGCAGUGAAUUCUAAGUUAGAAGCGGCUAUUAAUUUAAUACCAACAGACGUACCAACAUGGUCCCUUAGAUUGAAGCAUGAGAUAUUCUUCACCCCCGAAUUCAUACUUAGAUGGAAGUACCCGAACCUAUUAGGAACCACCACUCUUGAAGAAGGUGGUCACUUUGCUGCAUUCGAGAAACCGGUCAUCUUCUCUGAUGACAUAUUCAAAGCUGUGAAGCAGUUCCAGGAGUUUCAUAAGACGAGAUAAUUGAUGUUUGGACGUGAAUGUGUGUAGUUUUGAAGGCUGAUAUUAAAAGUGAAGAUGCCUUGAU